UUAGUCUUGUUUUCACUAUUCACGCAGCCAAUCCCGAUUUCUGAAAUUGGGAGAAACAUUCAUUUGAAGGUGACAAGCAGAGCUCUAAUAUUCGCUACAAUUACAAACCCUAAUCAGCUCACAGACCUCUCUUUCUCGCGUCUUUGGAGUUAUGGAGGAGCAAUUCAUACUUAGAGUUCCACCUAAUGUGGCAGAGCGGAUAGAGCGUCUUCUGAAUGAAAACAAUGCUUCUUCAUCUGAAGACAAGUCACUAGAUUUGUCAUUUAGAGAGGAUGGAAGAAGUGGUACGUUUAUGAUUGGGAAUGAACAAUUCCCAGCUUCUCUAUUGGAUCUUCCUUGCGUUGUUGAAUCCUAUAAGACUUAUGAUGAUAACUCUUUGAUUAAGACUGCCGAUAUUGGUCAGAUGAUUAUGGUGAGGGAAUCUGGUGAUGCUGCUCCAGAUGUAAUUGAGUACAGACAUGGCCUCACUCCACCCAUGAGAGAUGCUCGCAAGCGUAGAUUUCGCAGGGAGCCUGAUCUUAAUCCUGAGCUUGUCUCCCGUGUUGAGAAAGAUCUUCUCAAAAUCAUGGCUGGAGGAACAGCGGACAAUCUUGAUGUGGAAACAGCUGAGCAAGAAGAAGGGGAUGAGAAUGCCCGAGGUGCUAAUAAAAAAUCUGCACCUAAGCCUGCACCAAAACAUGAUAUUCCAGAGAAUCUUACUAAUGCAGGAGAAGCUGACAGGAGUGAUUCUGAGGAAUCUGAUGACUCAGUCUGACCAAAUCAACUACCAAAAGAAUAUUUAUAUCACAAUGAUGAAAUGAAAGCCUGUAUAGUAUAACUUUCGCAGUUAAAUUUGAAUUCCAUCCAGCCUUAAAAUCUCACCUACAGUAGAUUUUCCAUUGUAGGUGAUCUGUAUACACUGUUUUGUAUUUUACAAAUCGUGCAUUUUCUCGCUAUCUUUUACAAAUCGUGCAUUUUCUUGUCUAA
Messenger RNA from Glycine soja, 966 nucleotides. Its product is annotated as transcription initiation factor TFIID subunit 7-like. Gene Ontology annotation, biological process: transcription initiation at RNA polymerase II promoter; RNA polymerase II preinitiation complex assembly. The coding region runs from base 152 to 754 and encodes 200 amino acids. Gene Ontology annotation, molecular function: RNA polymerase II general transcription initiation factor activity. The record is from RefSeq and is a predicted model, not a curated record. The transcript has 5 exons. Lineage: Eukaryota; Viridiplantae; Streptophyta; Magnoliopsida; Fabales; Fabaceae. Gene Ontology annotation, cellular component: transcription factor TFIID complex.